UCCAUUCUGGUUCACAUUCCAGUUCAGAAGGGGGCGGUAAUGCACACUUUUGCACACCGUUUGCCAAGCGCUAUUUAAUCUAAGAAGAAGAAGAAAAAAACAACAGACAUGUAGUCGCACAACAGAUGGUUGUCCCGGUCACAGUGAACAGUAAUGGGCGGGUCCAGAGUUUGUUUGAAGACGGUGGUCUGUCUUCGUUAGUGGUUACGUAUGGCGUGGCCGGUCCAGUUUCUCUUCCGGGGCCUUCGCACUGUCGGAUUGGUUCUCCUCUACUACGUCUUCUCCAUAGGCAUCACCUUCUAUAACAAAUGGCUGAUGAAAGGCUUCCACUAUCCCUUGUUCAUGACGCUGGUUCAUCUUGGGGUCAAUUUCUGUCUGUCAGCUCUGACGCGGCGGGUUAUGCAGUGCUGGACAGGGAAGCCCCGCAUCAUUCUGACCUGGGAAGACUACCUCCGUAAAGUUGCGCCAACAGCCUUGGCAACAGCACUGGAUAUAGGGCUUUCCAACUGGAGCUUCCUCUUCAUCAGCAUUAGUUUGUACACCAUGACCAAGUCCUCAGCAGUGCUGUUCAUUCUCUUUUUCUCCCUUGUGUUCAAACUAGAGGAGCCGAACCCCUUCCUGAUCCUCGUGGUCCUGCUGAUCUCCAGCGGACUCUUUAUGUUUACAUUUGAGUCGACUCAGUUCAACAUGGAGGGCUUCAUCAUGGUGCUGUUGGCCUCCUUCAUCGGGGGAAUCCGCUGGACCCUCACUCAGGUCCUCAUGCAGAAAGCAGAGCUGGGUCUUCAGAAUCCCAUCGAUACCAUGUACCACCUCCAGCCUCUCAUGUUUCUUGGACUUUUCCCCCUUUUUCUCUACAAUGAAGCGCUGAGCCUGAGUGCUUCGGAGAAGUUAUUCCGGGUGACGGAGCUCUCUCCACUCCUCUAUUCCCUCGUGACGCUGAGCGUAGGCGGCACACUGGCCUUCGGGUUGGGCUUUUCUGAGUUUCUCCUCGUCUCCAAGACCUCCAGCCUCACAUUGUCGAUAUCAGGAAUCUUUAAGGAGGUAUGUACGCUGGUUUUGGCAGCAUCUCUGAUGGGAGACAGAAUGAGCAAUCUGAACUGGCUGGGGUUCGCAGUGUGCCUCUGUGGGAUUUCUUUACACGUGGGACUCAAAACAUACUAUUCCAAAAAUAAGGUUCCUUCUGUUCGGCAGCUCAGCAGUAAAGGUUCAGAGCUUCAGUUGCCAUUACUUCAGCAGAACGGAGAUAAAUGUGAGGAUUCGGCUGCUGAUGACUAUAACGAUGAAGAGGAGGAGCAAGAAAUCUCACUGCAUUGACAAAACCCCACUUGGACCCAGCUCAUUCCUUAACCUUUAGAGAAGCUCUUCCAGCUUCUUCGUUUCAGUUUUCUUCUAUCUGAAGGGCUUCAGUGUGACACAAAACCUCUGUUAGUUUUUUUGUUUAAUUUUUAGUUGUUUUUUGUUGUUGUUGCUUCCUUAGCUAUGCAUUUCUCUCUGGACUUAAAACGCAACAAAAAAAUUAAUAUUUUGAUAUUAAAUUGUAGCAAGUACAGGCAAAUAUUAUGAAUUUAUAAUGUCUGACAGGUAAGAGACAGUGUUAUAUCUUUACAGCAAUGUUCUGACGCAUCAAAUGAGGGGGGGGUUCCUUAUCCAUCAGCCACAUUGGAGAUGUCUUCAAUGUUAAUCUGAUAGUUAUUGGAGAAUAAUUUUGGACAAAAAAAAACAUUUUUCCCUAAAAAAAAAAAUAAGGCAAGUUAAUGUGUAACAUAAAUCUACCAAUUCUGAAAAAUAUUCCUAUUAAUUCUGGCCGAUAUUAGUUUCUGGUUCCAAUUUUCACAUAUUCAGUGUUUUUUUUUUUUUUUAAGGGCUAUAAUGAAUAAGAUAAAAAAGAAAAUUGCAGGUUCUUUGAGGUGAGAUUUUUGAAUCCAACAGAAAAUGACUAACUUACAUAAUCAUCUCUAUUUUAUGCGUUGUAUCAUAAAGUUGUCAACCUUUUUCCAGAUGAAUAGGGUUAAGAAGAUCCUGUGUGUGUGUUUAAAAGAAUAGUGCUCACAGUUUUUAGUUCUGAUGUACUUUAUGGAUGGGAGGAAAAAUUAUUUUUCAUUAUUCCACUUGAUGAUUAAGAGAAAGUUAGCCAUUUCAUGUCUGGCCAUUUAUUGUUGCAUCAAUUUUAAUACUUUCGACAUUAAGCAGCUGUCAGAUGUCAUAGACCUAAAUAUCAUUCCAUAGUGUUUAUCAUGAUACUGGAUACAGGUUAAAUGAUCAUACUGUGACCAAUAUUUAAAACGCUCUGCCUGUAAAUUUAAAGCUUGGUUCAAUGUUGGUUACUAAUAUUUUCCAGGCUUUUACUUAUAUUUCAAAGCUAUGUGCCUUAUGAGCUAUUUUUGCUAAUGAGUAUGUCAGUGAUUUGCAGAGCUAUUGAUGAAAAGAUUUUGAUGUGUAUUAUUUUCAGUAAAAGGAGACUAAUGAUAAGGGUGUAAAAUGUAAUUUUAUUAAAAUUUUUAAUAAAUUUGUUUCAGUCA
Messenger RNA from Xiphophorus couchianus (Monterrey platyfish), 2519 nucleotides. RefSeq names its product solute carrier family 35 member H1 (gene slc35h1). The transcript has 10 exons. Bases 211 to 1314 code for a protein of 367 amino acids. The record is from RefSeq and is a predicted model, not a curated record. NCBI's taxonomy places the organism in Eukaryota, Metazoa, Chordata, Actinopteri, Cyprinodontiformes, Poeciliidae.